[Candida] anglica is the source of this 4973-nucleotide messenger RNA. The record is from the annotation of a GenBank genome assembly. NCBI's taxonomy places the organism in Eukaryota, Fungi, Ascomycota, Pichiomycetes, Serinales, Debaryomycetaceae.
CCACCACUCUAUCAGCUCCUCUCCCCCUCCACCAAUCCAACCAGCUCGCUCCCACUUCCCACCUCCCAUCUCUCACCCUCCUCCUCUUCUCUUGCUUCUGCCUUAUCUCCCUUCUUCUCUCCCGCACUCUCAGUCACUCGCCAAGCCUGGGGCUCUUAACAAUCACACAUCCUCUAAAACACCCCAUACUACCUUCUCUCCUACAACCUGCACCCCACCUUUGCCCAGAUCCUUCUCUCUUCUGUCUUGGCUAAUAACCUGCUUCUCCCUCUCACUCUCUCUCUCACCUCCUCUCGCCAUCCCUCGCGCGUGUCUACCCGCACCACACCCGCACUUUGCCCCUUUACCCCCUGGACCUCAUUUUCUCACUUCUUCUUCUCUUCCGAGCUUUCCCAAGGUCCCCCCCUUUAUCUGAGAAAUCCGGCGCAUUCGUUUCAUCUUCAAAAUUUGUCACUUCAAUUUUGACGUAAUUUGUACCCCCUCCUUCCCUCCCUAAUUGUCUGGUCUUCUACUUAGUCCUCAGUCCCCUGGUGUAUCUGUAGGUCCCCUCCAUAUAGACCUUGACCCCCUAGACCUAGACCUCCAGGCUCCUCCCUGAUCCCUCGGUCAUUCCUGUCAGUCAGUCUCUCAGCCUGUCAGUGUUUCCACCCUCCACCUGUCAGUACCUCCACCCUCCACUCAUAUCCCCAUGCACAGCCGAAGCUUUAGCUUGGACAAACUUAAAAAUAAAGUGAGCCGUCGCUCAUCCUCAGAAGGGUUGCUGGACUUUCCCUCUCUCUCUCCAGAUCAACGUCGUAACAGUCUCUCCAACCCCAUGAUUGUGAUCACUGAGAGCGGCUCCACCAUACCGUCUCUGUCCCAUGGCCAUCACGGCUCAUCUGCUGGUGGCCUGGGCCCUGCACCGGCAACCUCCCCACCUCCUCACGGGAGAUUCAGAGCAAAGUCCCUCACCAUCAACCACUCCCGCUCCCGUAGCCGCAGUCGUAGCAGAACUGAGUCCACCCUUGCGGGAGCACUUGCACCCUCCACCUCCCCCGGAGGCCCCGGCUCCGGCUCCGGCUCCACCAAAAAGGCAACCAAGGCGCUCAUCAAGCAAGAGAUCCUGACGGUCAUCCUGAAGAAGCUCGUGUCCUUCCUCCAGGACUUUGGCCUCCAGGGCCCCAUCAACCUCCCGGUCCGCAACUCCUCCUUGAACUCCAGCUCCGACUCCAUCAAGAUCUACGUGGCCAACACCAACGACUGCAUCUACCUCCCGCCAGCCACCAGUGCCAGCUUCACCUACGAGGACGUGGAAAACGGUCGUGGUGAGGAGUACCCGGUCUCCCGAACCUCCACGCCUCCUCCCCCCUCCUCCCUACUCGAAGAGGAGCAAGGAGGCCCCACACAGUGGCCCUCCGCGGGCAGGGGCCAGCCUACCGUCACACCAUCGGCCCACGGGGAGGCCACUCCAACCUCGAACCCUGCUGAGCGUCCCGCAGACCCUCUCAUGAACCUCCUCACCUCCUUCCACUCUCCCAAUUACCUCUCCUCCAAAAUAGACGCGGACCUCCCGAUCCCGCACACCUUUGCGGUGAUCGUCGAGCUCCCCAAGGCCUACCAGCUCAAGGACCUCCGCAUCCGGUUCCAAUCGCUUGUCAACAUCUUCUGGCCCAGCGGCGACCCUUUCAACAAGACCUACACCAAGGAGCGGUUCAAGAUCGGGCUCAUGGAGUGGCGUCCGCGUUUCGAAGACGCCGACUACUACAUCAACACUUCCAACAGCAGCGACGUCAAGUCGAGAGAAACCACCAAGGAGGACCUUGUCCGUCGUACUCGGUCGUAUCGAUUAGAUGACAUUGAGAGUGCUACCUCCCACGGUUCCUCCCACAGUCCCUCCCACGGUUCCUCCCAUGGAUCCUCCCAUGGAUCCUCUUCCUCCCUCAACAGUAGAGAGAGCCCCAGCAAGCCGUCUGCCUCCACUUAUUCCUCCUCCUCCUCCUCCUCUGGCUCCUCCUCCCCCUCAGAAGUCAACGCAGGGAUCUACGUCUUUCUCCUCCCGAUCCUCCUCCCAGAACAUAUCCCCGCCAACAUCGCGUCGGUCAAUGGGUCACUUCUGCAUAACCUCACGGUACAAUUCCAAAAGAUCUCGGCCAAAUUGAACCGAAAGUCAAAGUUCUCGACCCUGUACGACCUCCCCAUGGUACGCACACCGCCACUGUUUGCCAACUCGAUCGCCGACAAGCCCAUCUACGUGAACCGGAUCUGGAACGACUCGCUCCACUACUCGAUCACGUUCCCGAAGAAGUACGUCUCGCUCGGCUCCGAGCACCAGAUCAACGUCAAGUUGGUGCCCUUGGUCAAGGACGUGGUGAUCAAACGAAUCAAGUUCAACGUGUUGGAGCGCAUCACGUACGUGCUGAAGAACUUGGCGCGUGAGCAGGACUACGACAGUGAGGAUCCGUUCUAUCUCAAGUAUGGCACUGGCGACACCAAAGUACGUGAGCGUGUGGUUUCCAUCUGUGAGCUCAAGACCAAGACGGCACGUUCUGGUAGUCUGGAGCUGUACAAGGAAGAAGUAGUCAAAUGUAAGGACAACAAUUUGUUAUUUAGUUGUUAUGAGGAGGAUCACACGCCAAGUGGUUCAAAUUUGGCGCCAUCGAGCCCGAAAACGGGCCAGAACAGUCCAAAAACGAGCCAAAACAGCCCAAAAACGAGCCAAAAUGGUGCCAAAACGGCGGCAAACGGUGCCAAAACGAGCCAGAACGGCCUGCUGAAGAUUGUAGGAGACAACUCAGAGUCCUCUUCCACCGCCGUCAUGAUUGCAUCACCACUCGACAUCAACAUUGCCUUACCCUUUCUCACCACCAAGGCCGAUAAAACAACCUUGACAACCUCUGGUGAAGAGUCCAACUACCUAGAAGCCAGUGGCCGCAACUCCAUCUUCUCGGCAAACCAGGACUCCUCUCGUAGAGGCCUGCUCGGACCCUUCCGUCACCGUAGCGACUCCACCACGUCCAUGUCCUCCCCGGUCAUUGGCGCAAUGGAAACAAACAUCCACCAUGGCAUGACGGAAUUGAGCUUGGACUCGUCAAAUGGUAGCGGUGGGGCCAAUUCAUCAUCUUCUGCUGCCGCCACGGGCGCCACGGGAACAGCUAGCGCUUCCUCCGCCCUAUUGAGCCUCGAAGACUCCUUCUCCCCUGACUCAUCAAACUACAUGUCUGAAGACACGGGGGGCACCCGAGAAAACAUCCUGGCCGGCUACACCGUUCUCUCCAAGGCCUUGUACCCGGACUCGAACUUCAGACACAUCCAGAUCCACCACCGGCUCCAGGUUUGUUUCCGGAUCUCCAAGCCAGACCCUCGAGAUGGCUACAAAAUGCACCACUACGAGGUGGUGGUCGACACCCCUUUCAUUCUCUUGAGUGCCAAGUGUGACGAUGAGUCCAUCCAAUUGCCCAAGUACGACGAGUUGGAAGAGUUCUGCACCUCUCUGGGAGUUCCAGGAGCGUCAGCUCCCCCACAAACCCCUGGAGGCGGCGUCAGCUUCAGAACCCCCUCGUACACCUACUCCAAGAACGGAGUCAGCAUCAGACCAUUGAACGAGUUCUCCAGUGCAGAAGGUGCAGACCAGCUCCCCACUUUCGAAGAGGCCACCUCCAACCCGGGCUCGCCCAUCACCCGGUCGGUUUCGUUUGGAGAGUCAGAACCUCUCAGCCGAAUCCCCUCCAUCUCCAUGGCGGACCCUGCACCCGCCUACGAGGUGGCGGACCUGAACAUGCUGCAUCUCGGUGGCGGGACCAUCGACGAGAUUGUUCAGGGCCAACAGCUUGUAAUGCCGCAUCAAGACCCUCGCCUGUCUUUCUCGGAAACCGACGCUAACCCCUCGCGGAUCCGGUCUUCGCUCGUCAACUCGUUUGCCCCUAUGGAAGUGUCCAACGGAGCUGGAGCUGGAGCUGCAGCCGCGCUGCCUGUGUCUCGGAGAAGAUCUUCGAGCUCGUGUGCGGUCGCUCCAGAUUGUGCCUCCGAGGAAACGAGCGACUCGGCCCCAACCACCCAGUCUGGCACCCAGGAAAGUGUCACCGACCCCGGCGACACCGACUCUGCGUCCAUGAGUGGAUCCACCAGUGGCUCGGUAGAUGUGAACUCCAACUCGAACUCGGAGGGAAGAGACUCUCCAGUGGGUGGGUUAUACACGGCGGUUCCUGAGCCAUACAUCCCCUCGAUGGAACGCCCGCGGCCCACCAGACUCGACACGGGCCACAGCAGCUUGUUCACCCAAGACAGCGAGUAUGCCGGCACGGUCCCUCUUUCCACCACCAAUACCUUGAACUUUGACCAGGGCUUGUCCCUCUUGGAGAACUACAGUCGUGACGACGUCGAGAAGUCUGCCAUAGGCAUUUCCGACAAGAAUGACCAACUCAGUAUCAUCACUGCCGAGCUGAUGAACCCCGCGAAUGGUGGCGAGGCACCGCUCUCCACCUCCUUCUGAGGUCCAGGAAUAGCGCAGUGACUAUCUUUGAAAAGCGGGGCGCUUCUCAGGCUCCGUAGAGAGUGGGUGCUCCCUUCCCUACGGGGUGUGCAAGCCGCUCCGCUGGCACUCCGUGGGCCACUAGCCGUGGAGGCCUUCUUCCUCUGACGAGGAACAUAGAGGUACAAGCAGUCUCCUCGUAGAGGAGCUAGGCACCACGCCAGUGGCUCUCCCCGAGCAGGGGCCCGAGCGGAGCGGUUCACAGAACCCCCGUAGGGCUGGUAGUACUCCCUUCCCUGCGGGGUCUGUGGUUCCGCUCCGCUGGCACUCCGUGGGCCACUGGCCGUGGAGGACCACUUCCCGAGUAGGGACCUCGUGCAGAACCAUGAACACCUCUUGGGAUGAACCUACAAUCUACUGGUGUCUCCGUGGACUGUCCCCAGGACACCUCGAGCAACUCGCCUCUCGGGAGAGUUGUCCAUCCCACCUACUGCUUUGUUAUAUUAUAGAGAGUAUAUAUAGUUUA